Molecule: messenger RNA, 2886 nt
Organism: Anopheles coustani
Lineage: Eukaryota; Metazoa; Arthropoda; Insecta; Diptera; Culicidae
Product: chitin-binding domain protein cbd-1-like
Exons: 4
Coding region: 1-2886 (961 amino acids)
Cellular component (GO): extracellular region
Molecular function (GO): chitin binding
Source: RefSeq, a predicted model, not a curated record
AUGAAAGUGGUAGUGGCGAUAUUGGGGUGCCUCCUAUUGGUGGCCUCCAGUGAUGCUUACAACGAAGUCUGCAUUGGUGUGCCGAACCUUACGUACGUAAGAAGUCCACAGGCAUGCUAUCUCUACUACGCAUGCAUCGAUGGGCAGGCAUACGGAUACACUUGCCCGGACGAGCUUUGGUUCUCGCUGGAAUUGCAGCGCUGUGUGCCCCAGGACGAGUCCGACUGUGACAUUGAACAGCCACCGGAACUUCCGGCUGCUCCCCCGAGGCCACCGUCUCCCGAGUGCACGGACGUAGACGAUUUCACUUACUUGCCAAGUGAUACAUCUUGCCAGUUCUACUAUCAAUGUAUCGAUAAUUUCGCCUACCUGCUGUCAUGUCCUCGUGGAUACUGGUUCAGCGUAUCGCUGGGCCGCUGUGGAAAUCGGUAUGAGGUAGAGUGCGAUUUGGAGGUUCCUGAAUCAACCCCCAAUCCUCCUAAUCCCCCUGGAAACCUUUGUUUCGGUCGACCAAACUUUUCCAACGUUCGCGAUCCUCAAUUUUGCCAUCGGUUCUACUAUUGCCUGAACGGGUCACCAUUCCCAAUGGUAUGCCAGAAUGGGUUCUUGUUCGAUGAAACUGCUCAAAAUUGCAUCCCUGAGGAAGAGGCACAAUGUAACGAAGUACCACCACCGGCUCCUCCUACCUCUGGCAUCUGUAGCAGUGUCGCCGAUGGUCAGAUGGUCCUCAAUCCUAUAUACUGUAAUCUGUACUACGUCUGUGUGGAUGAAACCGCUUUUCCAUCGGUGUGUCCUGACGGUGAAUGGUUUGAUACGGAAACUCAGGAAUGUGGCCAACCAAUGGAUGUGUUCUGUCCGAACGGCCCCCAGACCACACCGACGCCAAACGUCUGCGUGGACACCGAGGAUGGAGACUACGUGGCAAGCCCUCAAAGGUGCGAAGCAUAUUACGUCUGCUCCGGCGGUAUUGGCUACAUUCUGUACUGCCCACCCGGACUUUGGUUCGACCAAGUUACGCGAGAGUGCAUAAAUCCGGCCGAAGCCAUCUGCAACGUACCGACACCACCCACACCCAACACCACGCCGACGAUCCCACCAACCAUCCCACCGACGGGACCACCGGAGGAAGGCAAUCAAAUGUGCAACGGAGUAGCAAACAACGUCAACCUUCCAAGCCCGGAUGAUUGUUCUCGCUUCUACAUCUGCUUUAAUGGAGGCGCGUAUCCGAGCAACUGCCUUGGCGGCUUAUGGUUCAAUCCCGAAACUUCGCUCUGCGAUUUGCCUGAGAAUGUCGAUUGCGAUGUGGUGAUUCCCUGUAUUGAUGGUAAUGCGUACCCGCAGGUGUGUUCCGAUGAUCUGUGGUUUUCAAACGAGCAACAACGCUGCGUCACAAAGGAAGAAUCUGAUUGUACGUUGACCGACCCACCCGCAUUACCAGAGGCACCUGAACCGGAACCAUCACCAUUGUGCGCUGGUGUGUCUAACUUCCGCUACGUGGCAGCAACCGACUCAUGCCAAUGGUACUACCAAUGCAUCGAUGGUAUUGCCUAUCUCAUUUCCUGCCCACUGUACUACUGGUUCGACGAGAACAUGCAACGCUGUGGAACUCGCUACGACGUGCAGUGUGACCGCGAGGGAUCAACCACCACCAUUAUUCCCACACCACCGACCGUUGACCCACUCGAGCUAUGUGAUGAUCUACCGGACUUCACGCUUGUCCCCAGUGCAUCCCUUUGUGAUAGAUAUUACUCAUGCUACCAGGGGAAUCCCUAUCCACAAAACUGUCUACCUGGUCUGUGGUUCAAUCCGGACACAUUGGAAUGUGACGAUCCGGAAAAUGUGGAGGUCAAUUUACCAAGUAGCUUAAAAAUGAAGAAAAAUCUUGCGUUUUAUGUGGUUCUUCUGUGCUGUCUUAUUGGUGGCUCCCUACAACAUUCUUCGUCAUCUUCGUCCAGCAGUGAGUCCAACGAGUCGAACGGGAACGGUCGACCACCAUGGGUUUCAACCGGGCGCCCACCAUGGGUCUCUACCGGCCGACCACCAGUGAAUCGAGACCGUUGUAAUGGAGUUGCAGACGGAACGCUCUUCCCAGCACCAAAUUGUGCCAACUUUAUCCUUUGUGAAGGGGGACGUGACGUUCAGACCGCUUGCGUGCCAGAAGGGACGCUGUUCGAUUACGAACGUGGAGUUUGCGACCACCCGGAGUUCGUAACCUGCUACGCCCAAGAAAAUCGCUGCACGGGCCGCGUCAAUGGAACGCUCAUCCCAGCGCAGGAAUGCUCCAACUUCAUCAUCUGCAUGAACGAGCUGGAAACCGAGGAGGUAUCCUGUGUUCCGGACGGAACCCUUUUCGACUACCAGCGUGAGGUGUGCGACUUCCCCGAGAACGUUCUAUGCUGGGAGAGCGAUAUGUGUGCUGGGCGGCCCGACGGUUCCCUGGCUCCUUCUCGCAAUUGCAGCAACUUCUUUAUCUGUGAGGACGAGGCUAUCUUCGAGGAGAUCACCUGCCAACCCAGCGGUACCGUCUUCGACUGGGAACGGGAGGUCUGCGAUCAUCCAGAAAAUGUGAAAUGUUGGGAGUCGGGCUCGAAUGGAAAUAGUACGGAACGACCACCAUCAUCGACCGCGUCACCGACACGACCACCGCUGGAUACCAACGUUCCAAAUGAUAUUUGCCGGGGCGUUACCGUCGGAAUGAUCGCACAUCCUACUAACUGCGGACAGUACGUGAUCUGUGUGCUUGGACAACCAACGGUUCAGUACUGCCCUGACGACUUCAUCUUUAUUCCCGAACUUUCCACCUGUGGCUUCGGUGAUGCUAGCUCUUGUCAAGCUAGCCGGACGUGGGUAGAAGUGUACAAGAGGGUCGUUUCGUACGUUCACUAA